AACUACGGUAGUUCCACUGAGCGACUGAGAGCUCACAAGUCACAAGUCAGAAUCGAAGCGAGCAGCAUCGUUCUCAUUUUGAGUUGCGAGCCAAAUAGCCAAUACCCGCUGAGAAGAAGAAGAAGUCGCUCAGAAAUGGAUGGGCAUGAUGCAGAUGGUUCAAAACAAAGCACUGGAGAUAUGACUGUGUUUGUGCAAAAUCUUCUUCAGCAAAUGCAAACAAGGUUUCAGGCCAUGUCUGAAUCUAUCAUUUCAAAAAUUGAUGAGAUGGGCAACCGGGUUGAUGAAUUAGAACAGAGCAUCAAUGAUCUUAGGGCAGAAAUGGGUCAAGAUGGAUCUCCAUCGCCUUCAGCAGCGAUGAAGACAAGAGAUGAACCCAAGUCAGGCGCCGAUUCUGCCUAAAAUUAGGUGCAAAAUCUAUAUUUUCAGUAUGAUUUAUAUUUGACAGAAUUUUACCAUGUUUUCAUCAUCUCUAACUGUAUCUACUUGCGAGCAUCACUCACACACCGUAUUCAGUCCGAAAAUUCUGGAGUGACUUGAACUUAUUGAUUUGACUGUGUCAUUUUCCCUACGAAAAAUACAAUGUCACGUCGUAAGAGUUUCUGCUUUCUUAUCAGGUUGGUUGUGUUUGGUUGUACCGUGCUGGUAUAAACUUUAUGUGGCAGUGGCUGCUGUGUCGGCAGAUCAAUUUGUUAAACUUUUUUUUGUUCAGUUGGAAAUAUUUUAACAUUACUGUCCGGAUGCUGCACUCAACUAGCGAAGUGGUUUUAUAAGGGAUCAAGCUACAUUGCCUUCAUUUUUGUAUUUAAAUUUGCUUAGUACUAA
Molecule: messenger RNA, 825 nt
Organism: Ipomoea triloba (trilobed morning glory)
Lineage: Eukaryota; Viridiplantae; Streptophyta; Magnoliopsida; Solanales; Convolvulaceae
Product: heat shock factor-binding protein
Exons: 5
Coding region: 136-402 (88 amino acids)
Biological process (GO): cellular heat acclimation
Cellular component (GO): cytosol; nucleus
Molecular function (GO): transcription corepressor activity
Source: RefSeq, a predicted model, not a curated record